UCGAAAACACACACAGAAGAACCGCGCGCAGAAGCAGCAGUAGAAGCGCGACCGCCUCAAACUUUACAGCAGUAUUUCUGGUUUUACGAAGCUCGACAGAAACCUGCUCGGUGAAGCUGAAAAUGAUGCCCACUACUACCAGGAAGAGAAAGCUCCCCUCUCUGGACUCUGACAGCCACCCGGCCAAGAAGGGGGUAAGAGAGGAGAUGUCUCCUGUGAAGAGGAGAUCCCCAAGAAACCCUCCAACAAGAAAGAAGCCAGUCGGUAGUCUGGACAAGGAGAAUUGCCCCUCGCCACAGAAAUCCCCACGCAGACCUGCAGGCUCUCCAGCCCAAUCGCCCCGCAAAUCUCCAUUCAAACCUUCCUUGGUUACAAGCUCCUUCUAUGGCAAGCAGAAGCCUAUGUAUCUCACUCCGCUUGAAAGGAAGGCAAUAAAAGAAUCUCUGCCAUUGCGUCUUCCUGCUCCUCCCUCUCCUCCUACUCCUUUGGCCCAAAAGCCAGAGAAGAAGACUAAGAGGAACAUUAAAGGAGGCAACAAGCCAAGGAAGGCAACUACAGGAUCUAGUAAUGGGGGGAAGACAGCUGUCAAAUACACAACCUCUACGAAGGCAAUCAGGCUGUCCAAAGUCAACAGCAGUAAAGCUGCUAAACCGACAGCCACUACCGCCACGGCACCUGUCAGCAACAAACCUGUAGAGUCUAAGAAAGCAAUCACCAUCACUUUCAGCAGCCUGAAGCCCAAGCCCAAGAUCUUUGUUGGAGCUGCUUUCUUCGGUACAGAAAAGAAACCUCGGUCCAUGUACAAGAAAUCUGCACCAAAAUCUUCCACCAGGCCAGCUUCAGUUCCAGGGAAAAGCAAAAAGGUACUGCCACAGACAAAGAGCGAGAAACCAAAGCAGCAGGUUGCUUCAGUGAUGACCCAACAGCAGAAAGAACCAGAAAAGACUGCUGUCCGUCCAGUCCAUAUGGAGGAGAACCAACUGGACAAGAAACCGAGAACAAAGUGUGAUCCAACAGACUGGAUGGACUCAGACGAUGAGCCAUUACAGAGGUCUCCGAAAAUGUUGAGAGAGAAAUAUUUAGUAAGCCAGGAGGUUAAAAUUGUGUUGUCAAGGACCUCAACCUCAAGUUCUGCAUCUACAGCCUCAUCCUUCAACACCCAGGAUGAUUCUGAGCCUGUCUUUGACCUGAGUGACAUAAACCCGAGCAGUGCUGCCUCCAGCCCGCCCAAAGAGCCUGCAGCGGUCUACCCCAUAUUUGGUUCUGCCUCCAAAAGGUUGAAGAAAGCAGCUCUGCGUUCUCCGGUGUCCUGCAGCACCCCCUCUGGCUCAGUAAUGUCAGUUCAGCCUCCGUCUGCAGCAGCUAAAGAGCGAAGUGUUCGCAGGAGGAAAGAGAAGCAGGAUGACGACCAGCUCAUCAUUGAUGCAGGUCAGAAACAAUUUGGAGCAACAACCUGCAGCUCAUGUGGGAUGGUAUACAGUGCAGAUAAUCCAGAGGACAAUUUCCAACACACCCAGUUCCACCAGCGCUUCCUUGACUCCAUCAAAUUUGUGGGCUGGAAGAAGGAGCGGGUGGUGGCCGAGUUCUGGGAUGGAAAAAUUCUUCUGGUUAUGCCAGAUGAUCCCAAAUAUGCUAUAAAAAAGGCUGAGGACGUGCGCCGUGUAGCGGACAGUGAGUUGGGUUUCCAGCAAGUGACUCUGAGCAGACCAACGCAGGCUAAAACCUACCUGUUCAUCAACACAGAGCGGAUGGUGGUGGGAUGUCUCGUUGCUGAACACAUACGACAGGCUUACAGAGUCCUCGAGCAGCCGGAUCAACACAAGGAUAUGACAAAGGACGACUUCAUGGAGCGACACAGAGCCUGGUGCUGCUCCACCAUCCCAGAAAAAGCUCUGUGUGGGAUUAGUCGUAUCUGGGUCUUCAGCCUGGCAAGACGGCAGGGCAUCGCCACCCGCAUGCUGGACACUGUCAGGAGUACAUUCAUGUAUGGCAGUCACCUAACCAAGAAUGAAAUGGCUUUCUCUGAUCCGACGCCCGACGGCAAACUCUUCGCCAGCAAGUACUGCAACACACCAGCCUUCCUCGUUUACAACUUCAUAGCGUGAGGUUGGACAAAGAGUUUCUGAAUAUGUUGAUUAAAGAUGCCUUACUGAGUUCACUGAGGCAUUGAAUUGGAAAGUACCAUGUUAACAGAUCGUCAGGCAAUUGUUUAAGUUGUCUAUCGUAUGCAAAGCGACAGCUGUUCAGGUUUGUCCUUGAUGAGGCUUUAGUUCUGUAUGAGUGCUAAGUUUUGGUUGUAUAAUUCUCAUCCAGUUUGUCUUCAGGAUUAUGUAGGUCUAGUGUCUUUAAGGGUGAAUGAUACACCACUCAGUAUUGAUAUUCAGUGCUGCCAGGUUCUCUGUUGAAUGUUGUUUGUAUAAUGGCAGCACAUUGGUAUAUUUUUGCCGACUACAAAGUUCUAAUGUGCAGUGACUGGAGACAUUUCAUGAGUUUAUCUUGGACUGGGAGAUCAUUUUGUCUUUCUGUGCUCAAGUUAAUGACAACUUUAAGCCUCUUUGAUAAAACAGGUUCUUAAUUUUUGUUUUGCUACCAGUUUUCUAGGCACAUUGAACGGAAAUAUUUACAGACACCAACCUGUUGAAAGGUGGGCGCCGUUGUUUCGAGGCAUUUCUACUGUAAAUAGAUUUAAUAAACAUGUUGCCUUUGUUUUAUGAA
This is a messenger RNA of Acanthochromis polyacanthus (spiny chromis), 2715 nucleotides long. RefSeq names its product establishment of sister chromatid cohesion N-acetyltransferase 2 (gene esco2). Gene Ontology annotation, biological process: mitotic sister chromatid cohesion. Bases 123 to 2105 code for a protein of 660 amino acids. The transcript is spliced from 15 exons. Gene Ontology annotation, molecular function: protein-lysine-acetyltransferase activity. Gene Ontology annotation, cellular component: chromatin; nucleus. Lineage: Eukaryota; Metazoa; Chordata; Actinopteri; Pomacentridae. The record is from RefSeq and is a predicted model, not a curated record.